UUUUGUCUAGGUAAACAACUAAUCCUAUGCUGGUUUUGUUUUCUUCAGUCUUAUAAACUCUUUUGCUAUGUACCUAACUAAAAGAUUAAGGUGCGUCUUACAAUUGUGUGCUGAGAAAUGCAGUCAUAUUUCAACUGGAAAUUGUUAUAACAGAAGCUACAGCCAAAGUCAAACUUACAGCAAAGAAAAAUGGGACUUAUUGAGUGGUGUUUGCGUUGAAAGGAAACGUGUGAUUUCAAAACAAAUGACACAACUCGAGGAUAAAUUUACCCAGCUUUUAGAGCGAAUUGAGUUCGAACGUAGUUUGAAGAGUGACCACGAGGUGCGACGUGAGCUGGACGAAAGACAGGCGGAAUUGUUGAAGAAGGGUGAAGUUCCUGAAGCAGACGAACAGAAGUCGACUCAAACGGCACAGGAUUUUGAAGACCUGUGCCAGGAGGAGCUUGUUAAUUUCAAGUUCGCGCCGAGGGAGUGCGGUGACGAGGCGGACGUGCGCUCAGUGGAGCGGCGGCUGGACAGCAGCGUGCUGCUGCUGGUGAAGCAGAGGCUGGCAGACGAGUACGUGUGGGCGUUGCCGCACGGCGCGCGAAGCGAGGGAGAGGCAAUGCACCAGGCGGCCGCCAGGGUGCUCCAGCAGUCGUGCGGCGCCAACUUGAACGUGAGGUUCUUUGGCUUUGCCCCGUGCGGCUUCUACAAAUACUUGUACCCUAGAAAAGUAAGGUUGGAACGUUCAGGUACUGUGGGUGCAAAAAUAUUUUUCUACAAAGCGGAAUUUCUGUCAGGGUGUGUUGAAUGCAAUGGUGAGUCGGUGAAAGACUUCAAGUGGCUUGGACAAGAUGAAUUGGCUGCAGAGCUGCACAAAGAUUACUAUAGAAGUGUUUCUGCCUUCUUAAUAGAUGAGAACUAAAGCUGGUACUUAUUUAAUUCAGUUUGUUCUGUGUGAUGAGUUAUGCUGGAUUUUAAAAACUACGCAAGAUAUGUGUCACACGACACAACAUGCAAAGAACACAAAAAUAUCACUGUUGUUUAUUCAGACCAAAAUUUGCAAGAUGACACCAACCGUACAACUUGAAAUAGUAAAACUGUAGAAAACAAGGUCCUUUUUUCCAGGCUGCUUUUGAUAGUUCAUGUUUAUUAUGAAAAAAUAUUAAAUUGUCACUAUUUGA
Messenger RNA from Bacillus rossius redtenbacheri, 1166 nucleotides. It is a transcript of the gene mRpL46, whose product is annotated as large ribosomal subunit protein mL46. The record is from RefSeq and is a predicted model, not a curated record. Bases 68 to 907 code for a protein of 279 amino acids. Gene Ontology annotation, cellular component: mitochondrial large ribosomal subunit. Gene Ontology annotation, molecular function: structural constituent of ribosome. The transcript has a single exon. Lineage: Eukaryota; Metazoa; Arthropoda; Insecta; Phasmatodea; Bacillidae.